Cucurbita pepo subsp. pepo (vegetable marrow) is the source of this 2008-nucleotide messenger RNA. Lineage: Eukaryota; Viridiplantae; Streptophyta; Magnoliopsida; Cucurbitales; Cucurbitaceae. The record is from RefSeq and is a predicted model, not a curated record.
ACUUGAUGACGCAAUAUUUGUUAUUAACCGUACGUUUGGUUUUUAAAUGUUUGCGGAUUUUCUGGGGUUUUAAUCAAUUGAUACGUCUGUUUUACGUGUUUGAAUGGAUUAUAGGCUUUUAGGUGUAGGAAUGAAUUCUGGUUUGACUUUGUUAACGGAAUUCAAACAGGCUUUUCUGUUUGGGGUUUAUGCAAUUUCGAUUCUCUACGAAAUUUCCCUGAAAAUUACUGAUUGGUUCUUUCUUAAAAUCAGAUUUGAUGGACACUGUUUCCGAUUCGUUUGCGUUUGAGUUUCUUGUUAUUAAAUUGAUGGGACAUUUAUUACUUCAUUGUCGCCAAACUUGAUAUUUGAUAUAAUAAUCGACCUCGAUUCUUCACCCUCUUUCAAUUGGGUUCAUGGAUCAUGAACUGAUUAUUGUAGCCACAACUGUAAAAGCCAUGUUUAUGCAUUAAUUGCCUAAACCAAGAUGUUUUGUGCUUGAUGAACUGUGUGCUAAGUGGUAGUGACAAGAAAACAUUACAAAAGUUUCCAUACACUUGAAUCAACCUCCAAAACUGGAUCAAAUGGAUCUUAAAUCAAACCACAACUCUCCCAUCCUCACCGACCCUGCGCCUAUCAGCAAGUCUAGGCUGGGCGUACAUUCAAAUAUGUUGCCAUAUGCAGCUGCUCCAGGAGUUGGUUUCUCUCCGAAUUUGCUUCUAAUCCCAAGGAAAAAAACUGGUGUUCUUGAUGAUGUUCGAGCAAGCUGCUGGCUAGAUGCUAUGAAAUCUUCAUCUCCUCCUCCUAAUAGAAUCUCCAAGGACGUUGUCAAUGAGCUUCCAUCAUUUGAUCCCGAUUUUCUGUACCGCAAUUGGAUGGUUAAGUAUCCAUCAGCACUUGGCUCAUUCGAACAGAUUGUAACUCAUGCCAAAGGCAAGAGAAUAGUAUUGUUUCUGGACUAUGAUGGGACUCUUUCGCCGAUCGUAGAUAACCCUGACUGUGCUUUCAUGUCUGAUGCUAUGCGUGCAGCGGUAAAAGAGGCUGCAAAAUAUUUCCCAACUGCUAUAAUUAGUGGAAGAAGUCGUGACAAGGUUUACGAAUUUAUAGGACUAAGAGAACUGUACUAUGCUGGGAGCCAUGGAAUGGAUAUUAUGGUCUCUGAUAGACACUCAACUAACAACCAGGGCAAGGAAGUUAUGUUUCAGCCUGCUAGUGAAUUCUUACCUUUGAUAGACGAGGUUUACAAAUCCCUGAUUGAAAUCACUAAGGGAAUUGCUGGAGCAAAAGUUGAAAACAACAAGUUCUGUGUGUCUGUUCAUUACAGAAAUGUGGAUGAUAAGAACUGGAAUGCUCUUGCGAAUUGUGUUUAUGACCUUUUGGAAGAUUACCCCCGGCUGCGUGUCAGUCAUGGUCGUAAGGUUUUAGAAGUACGACCUGUGAUUAGCUGGGACAAGGGGAAAGCUGUUACAUUCUUGCUGGAAUCUCUCGGACUUAACAAUUGUGAUGAAGUGCUCCCUAUUUACGUGGGAGAUGACCGCACGGAUGAAGAUGCAUUCAGGGCUUUGAAAGAAAGGAAUUGCGGAUAUGGGAUAUUAGUGUCAUCAGUGGCGAAGGAAAGCAGUGCGGCAUACUCUUUGAGAGACCCAUCUGAGGUGAUGGAGUUUCUGAAGUCACUGGUGACAUGGAGGAAGUCAAGUGCUUUAUGAACAGAGCAAGUAAUGAAUAUAACAUUAAUUGAUUGAUCCAUAUAAUCAAAAGAGUAUAGAAAGGAAGAGGGUAUUGUUACUAUUAUUAUUAUUAUUAUUGGUUUUGGAGCAGAUUUACAAUUCCUUUUUAGAGUUUUGUAGACGAAAUGUUCCAUUCUUAAUAAAACUAUAUAUCACAGAGAGAGGAAUGAAGGAAACAAAUGGCUUCUUCCUUUCAUUUAUUCAAUUCAGCAAUGCAAUAACGUUGUUGAUUCUUUCAUUCAUUCAUUCAUUCAUACCCUUUUCUUUCAUUCCAUUUCUGGCUUUCUGCUAUGAACACAAAA